CACACGACGUACGUACGUACAUAGUAUAGUAUUCUACGCCUUGUGGGUUUCAAUCUUCUUUUCCUCUUCUCACAACCACGGCAUCACCCAUCACCCAUUACUCUUUAUUGUCGCAGCUCUCCACUAAACUGUGAUGAGCGGCGCUACCGAGGCACCCACCCCCAACGCUGGCCAGGGCAACAUUGGUACUCCUGGUAGCCUAUCAAACCAAAAACGUCCGCUCGACUAUGGUGAGCAAUUGAAGGGUUUGUCCCCAUCCGACGAUGAGGAUCACCUGGACGAUACUUCAUUACCAGCAUUGAAGAAACGGAGAAGGGAUGGUUCUGAUAGCGGUCAUGAUUCGGAUUUGGACGACGGCGAAAUAGUAGAGUCGAGUCCAAAUAGCCCAGUACAUGUUAAAACACCUGCCCCUGACAACGUUACGCAUGAGCCUUCCGAGGAUGGUGAAAUUGGUAGCCCCAUGGCUAAGCCUCAGGAAUCUAAUGAACCGGACCAACCUUUCUUCAUCGAUAAGACUGGCGAUAAGCCUGUUCAGCAUUCGGGGUGGAAUCAAGGUUUGAGUCUAGGCGCAAGAACGUCAUUUGGAAAGCCAGCUGCGCAAUUAUUUCCCCCUUCUUCGCAGCGCGGUCAAGAUGGCGGUGGUGGCGAAAGAGAGGAAGCCGACGACGAUGACGAUGAACAGGACAGAGAUUAUGUGCCGCCCAUUGAAUCGAUUGAUGAUGAACCACGCGUCACAUUCACUGUCGAUGGAAGCACCUGGUAUCUCCCCCAUAUAACGUUUCGAGCUAAGAAGCAUUCUGUUCAUACAGCGGCCUUCUGCUACGACAGAAUUCAGACCUGGGUUAAUGCGUUUCUCGGAGCAAAUGAAAAGGCGCUUGAUCACGUAUCUACUAAAAUAAUCCGAGAAGGGCUCAGCAAUCACAUUAACCGCAAAGGAGGAGAUAAGCUCUUCAAGGGCACUAAAAAGCAUGCUGACGCUGCUACAAGUUCAGCUCAGAAAGCCAUAGAUGACCCUGGCCUCGAAGGUUUAAUUGAGAAAAAAAUCAGACAGUUCCGAACACGGAAAGCCAAGCCAGCAACACGCAGAAAUUCCAAAGAUAGUAAAGUUGCUCCAGCCAACGAGCCUAGCCAAGAUACUCUCCCCGUUGCAGAUAAACGAGAGGAGCGGGUACUAGAUGAAGAGGACGAACUGCGAGAACAGCGAAGAUAUUUCCCAUGGGCAGAGGAUCCCGCUCAGUACUGUCUAUCCUGUUCUGGAAUUGGGCAUCGUGCUCAUGAAUGUCCACAACGCAAAUGUAAAUUCUGCGGCAGUCGGGAGCACUCUUUGUUUGGCUGUCCCACAAAGCAAAGAUGCUCCAAAUGUCGUCAAUUAGGGCAUAGCAGCGCAAGCUGUGGGGAGAAACUUGCCCUCACAUUGGAUGAGCAAGACGGUUGUGCAAUAUGUGGUGCUGAGCAUGCAGAAGAAGGGUGCUCUGAAAUAUGGAGGAGCUUCGCUCCAAUUGCUAGUGUCAUCAACAAAGUCAAAGAUGUGCCAUCAUUCUGUUACACUUGCGGCGCCGCAGGCCACUACGGGCCGGAGUGUGGAUUACCGGAUAGGGGAGAUAAGGUGACAGGAAAAACGACAUGGUCACAGGCCAAUCGCCUUCUUUACAUGGACCAGAAUAGCGAGAAUAUUGCUAUCGCUUGGGUAGGUGUAGAGCAGAAGGAAGAUUUCCACAUUCUGGGAAGGGCUAAAAGGCAAACUCACACUCAUUUCGUCUCUAGUGACGAGUCAGAGGACGAGUUUGUUCACGCGCCCGUCAAAAAGUCUGAACCCCGAGGUCAGAUUAGAAUAGCAAGCAAUAUCGGGUCUUUGGGACAGAGUGGUAAUAAUGGCCGGCCGCGUCGUAGUAACGACCAGAGUUACAGGCGUCGGAACGAGGCAGAAUUUUCGCCUCCGCCUCCGUCGCCGUAUAGUCAAGGCAAUGGGGCUUCUUGGCAACCACCUCUUCCGCCAGGACCGCCGCCACCCUAUCAGAGGAAUGGAUACCAAGGAUCCUUACCAUCUGCGCCCACAUCUUUACCUCCGCGUCCGCCAGCCUACAAUCAGUCGCCUAGUAAAGGCGGUUCAGGCGGUUCAGGCGGUAGGGGUGGUCAUUUCAACCGAGGUGGGCGGGGUGGACGAGGUCGCGGAAGGGGCAGAGGACGAGGACAUUGAUUUUCUUACGUCAAUAGCAUGUUAAAUACCUGAUGUUAGGUGAGCUGUCCUCGUCGAGUGGUUGCACGAAUAGCCAUUGCCUAGAUGCCGAGUGGUAUGACCUCACGGCUGACUAGGCACCUACCUAGGGUAUAUCCGAUAAACUAAGACAUGAUGCAAUUGAACUUAAUAUAAAGCGUAUUCAAAACCGA
Daldinia caldariorum is the source of this 2388-nucleotide messenger RNA. RefSeq lists its product as uncharacterized. The transcript has a single exon. The record is from RefSeq and is a predicted model, not a curated record. NCBI's taxonomy places the organism in Eukaryota, Fungi, Ascomycota, Sordariomycetes, Xylariales, Hypoxylaceae. Gene Ontology annotation, molecular function: zinc ion binding; nucleic acid binding. The coding region runs from base 134 to 2197 and encodes 687 amino acids.